AACGCCACAACAUGACUAGUCACGAGCAUCUCCGCGGCUCCUGUCAAUGUGGGAGAAAUCAGUAUCAGAUCCGACUGCCCGACGACAUAACUGACCAUGCCCACGUUUACUUGGACACCGGCCGAGACAAUCGAAGAUUUCACGCAGCUCCAUUGACAGCCUGGCUUCGUGUCCCUCUAACCUGGUACCAAUCUCACACUCAAUCCUACUUCCCCGAUGAAACACACAGCACCAUCCGUCGCAUCUUCUCCCCGCACCAUGCGCCACAUACCCAGCGGGUCUUUUGCGGCUACUGCGGCACGCCACUCACAUUUUGGAGCGAGGAUCCGCGCGAAGAAGCGGAGUACAUGUCUGUGUCGAUAGGAAGUUUGUUUGGCGAUGGCCAGCGCAUGUUGGAGGACUUGGAACUGUUGCCUCCGGAAUCGCCUCCCCAUUCUUCGGAUGAGGAGAGGGAAGCAGAAGAGGAAGGCGCUGGGCCUGCAAAGGGAAAGGGAAAAGUUGUUGUUAGUCCGGCUACUGCGCAACAAGACACCCGCUCGUCAGAUGUGGUCAUUCCAUCUGGGUCGGCGGUCUCACGGAGUUACAGACAUGGCACACUGGGCGGGAUCCCGUGGUUCGAAGAGAUGGUGGAGGGCAGUCGGUUGGGAAGGAUGAUGAAGACUAGGCGUGGAGUUGGGGUUAGUGAUGAUCAAUCUACGACUUUUGAGUGGGAGAUUAGCGAGUGGACGAGCGAUAGUACGCAGGCGGCGGGGAAACGAAAGCGCGGUCAUCAUACUAAUGUGGAGGAUAUCGAAUCUACUUAGAGAGUUGGUGGUCGAUGUCUGAUCUGGAGUCCGGAGGCCACUCAUAGUGUACUUAGUCGCUGAAGACCCUCUCAAACAAGAUCAUAAUAAAUUGACUGUAAAGAGCAGAGAGACGUUAUCUCGG
Messenger RNA from Aspergillus eucalypticola CBS 122712, 927 nucleotides. RefSeq lists its product as uncharacterized. Lineage: Eukaryota; Fungi; Ascomycota; Eurotiomycetes; Eurotiales; Aspergillaceae. The record is from RefSeq and is a predicted model, not a curated record. The transcript has 2 exons. The coding region runs from base 12 to 803 and encodes 263 amino acids.